Messenger RNA from Pocillopora verrucosa, 4827 nucleotides. The record is from RefSeq and is a predicted model, not a curated record. NCBI's taxonomy places the organism in Eukaryota, Metazoa, Cnidaria, Anthozoa, Scleractinia, Pocilloporidae.
AUGAAAAAAGAAAGCUCAACAGUGUCCACUUAUAGUUAUGGGGCCUUCAAUAAUGGUAUUGCUGCUUUUGCUUGUGCCGGAUCGGUCGGUAUUAGUGAUGCCGGCGGUACAUCUAUUGCUGAGGCACUCAAAGUCAGCGAGACGUUAAACAAUUUGAAUUUGUCUGACAAUCGUUAUAGUGAUGCCGGUGCUACAUCUAUUGUUGAAGCAAUCAAAGCCAACAAGACGCCAACCAACUUAGAUUUGUCUUUCAGUGGUAUUAGUAAUGCUGGUGUUACAUCUAUUGCUGAGGCAAUAAAAGUCAACAACACGCUAACCCAUUUGGAUUUGUCUGAGAAUUGUAUUAGUAAUGCCGGUGCUACAUCUAUUGCUGAGGCAAUCAAAGUCAACAAGACGCUAACCCAUUUGGAUUUGUCGGAGAAUCGUAUUAGUGAUGCCGGUGCUACAUCUAUUGCUGAGGCAAUCAAAGUCAACAAGACGCUAACCCAUUUGGAUUUGUCGGAGAAUCCAACGGAUUUGAAUUUGUCGGUCGCCGGUGGUACAUCUAUUGCUGAGGCAAUCAAAGUCAAUAACACGCUAACCCAUUUGGAUUUGUCUUACAAUUUCCAUAAUAAUGCUAUUGCUACAUUUAUUGCUAACGCAAUCAAAGUCAACAAAAUGCAGCGAGACGUUAAUCAAUUUGAAUUUGGAUCUGAGAAUCAUAUUAGUGAUGCCGGUGCUACAUCAUUUGCUGAGGCAAUCAAAGUCAACAAGACGCUAACCAAUUUGGAUUUGUCUGAGAAUUGUAUUAGUGAUGCCGGUGCUUCAUCUAUUGCUGAGGCAAUCAAAGUCAACAAGACGCUAACUAAUUUGAAUUUGUCUCGCAAUAAUUUUGCUAUCGACGGUGCUAGAUCUAUUGCUAAGGCAAUCAAAAUCAACAAAAUGCUCAGCAAUUUGAAUAUGGUUGGCAAUGGUAUUAGUAACACCGGUGGUACAUCUAUUGCUGAUGCAAGCAAAGUCAACAAGACGCUAACCCAUUUUCAUUUGCCAAAGAGUUCUCUUAGUGAUGCCAUUGCUACAUAUAUUGCUGAGAAACUCAAAGUCAACAAUACACUAACCCAUCUGGAUUUGUCUGAGAAUUGUAUUAGUGAUGCCGGUGCUACAUCUAUUGCUGAGGCAAUCAGAGUCAACAAGACGCUAACCAAUUUGGAUUUGUCUGAGAAUCGUAUUAGUGAUGCCGGUGCUACAUCUAUUGCUGAGGCAAUCAAAGUCAACAACACGCUAACCAAUUUGAAUUUGUCUUCAAAUUGUUGUGGUGACGCCAGUGCUACACCUAUUGCUGAGGCAAUCAAAGUCAACAAGGCGCUAACCAAUUUGAAUUUGUCUCACACUAAGUGUGGUGACGUCGGUCAUACAUCUAUUGCUGAGGCAAUCAAAGACAACAAGACGUUAACUAAUUUGAAUUUUUCUCACAAUAAUUUUGGUGACGCUGGUGGUACAUCUAUUGCUAAGGCAAUCAAAGACAACAAUACGCUAACCCAUUUGGAUUUGUCUUACAAUUUCCAUAAUAAUGCUAUUACUGCAUCUAUUGCUGGCGCAAUCAAAGUCAACAAAAUGCUUACCAAUUUGAAUUUGGCUGGCAAUGGUAUAAAUAACGCUGGUGGUACAUCUAUUGCGGUGGCAAUGAAAGUCAACAACACGCUAACCCAUUUGGAUUUGUCUGAGAAUCAUAUUAGUGAUGCCGGUGCUACAUCAUUUGCUGAGGCAAUCAAAGUCAACAAGACGCUAACCAAUUUGGAUUUGUCUGAGAAUCGUAUUAGUGAUGCGGGUGCUACAUGUAUUGCUGAGGCAAUCAAAGUCAACAAGACGCUAACCAAUUUGGAUUUGUCUGAGAAUUGUAUUAGUGAUGCCGGUGCUUCAUCUAUUGCUGAGGCAAUCAAAGUCAACAAGACGCUAACCAAUUUGAAUUUGUCUCGGACGCUAACCAAUUUGAAUUUGUCUAAGAAUCGUAUCAGUGAUGCCGGUGCUACAUCUAUUGCUGAGGCACUUAAAGUGAAAAACACGCUAACCCAUUUGGAUUUGUCUGAGAAUCGUAUUAGUGAUGCCGGUGCUACAUCUAUAGCUGAGGCAAUCAAAGUCAACAAGGUGCUAACCAAUUUGGAUUUGUCUGAGAAUCGUAUUAGUGAUACCGGUGCUGCAUCUAUUGCUGAGGCAAUUAAAGUGAACAAGACGCUAACCAAUUUGGAUUUGGUUGGCAAUGAUAUUAGUCUAGACGGUGCUAUAUCUAUUGCUGAAGCAAUCAAAGUCAACAAGACGCUAACCAAUUUGAAUUUGUCACGCAAUAAUUUUGCUAAACUCGGUGGUAUCUUUAUUGCUGAAGCAAUCCGACAAAACUUCACGCUAACCCGUUUGUUUUUGGAUGACAAUCGUAUUGAUAUGGAUACAGCUACAUCUAUUCGUAAGGCAAUCCAAAUCAACGAAAUGCUCAGCAAUUUGAAUAUGGUUGGCAAUGGUAUUAGUAACACCGGUGGUACAUCUAUUGCUGAUGCAAGCAAAGUCAACAAGACGCUAACCCAUUUGCAUUUGCCAAAGAAUUCUCUUAGUGAUGCCUUUGCUACAUAUAUUGCUGAGAAACUCAAAGUCAACAAUACACUAACCAAGUUGGAUUUAUCUGAGAAUGUAAUUAGUGAUGCCGGUGCUACAUCUAUUGCUGAGGCAAUCAAAGUCAACAAGACGCUAACCCAUUUGGAUUUGUCGGAGAAUCGUAUUAGUGAUGCUGGUGCUGCAUCUAUUGCUGAGGCAAUCAAAGUCAACAACACGCUAACCAAUUUGAAUUUGUCUUCAAAUUGUUGUGGUGACGCCAGUGCUACACCUAUUGCUGAGGCAAUCAAAGUCAACAAAGCGCUAACCAAUUUGAAUUUGUCUCACACUAAGUGUAGUGACGUCGGUCAUACAUCUAUUGCUGAGGCAAUCAAAGACAACAAGACGCUAACCAAUUUGAAUUUGUCUCACAAUAAUUUUGGUGACGCCGGUGGUACAUCUAUUGCUGAGGCAAUCAAAGACAACAACACGCUAACCCAUUUGGAUUUGUCUUACAAUUUCCAUAAUAAUGCUAUUGCUGCAUCUAUUGCUAACGCAAUCAAAGUCAACAAAAUGCUUACCAAUUUGAAUUUGGCUGGCAAUGGUAUAAAUAACGCCGGUGGUACAUCUAUUGCGGUGGCAAUGAAAGUCAACAACACGCUAACCCAUUUGGAUUUGUCUGAGAAUCAUAUUAGUGAUGCCGGUGCUACAUCUUUUGCUAAGGCAAUUAAAGUCAACAAGGUGCUAACGAAUUUGAAUUUGUCUCGCAAUAAUUGUGGCGACGCCGGUGGUACAUCUAUUGCUGAGGCAAUCAAAGAAAACUACUCGUUAACCCAUUUCGAUUUGUCUCGCAAUCCUAAUUGUAUUAGUGAUGCCGGUGCUACAUCUAUUGCUGAGGUAAUCAAAGUCAACAAGACGCUAACCAAUUUGAAUUUGUCUAAGAAUCGUAUCAGUGAUGCCGGUGCUACAUCUAUUGCUGAGGCACUUAAAGUGAAAAACGCGCUAACCCAUUUGGAUUUGUCUGAGAAUCGUAUUAGUGAUGCUGGUGCUACAUCUAUAGCUGAGGCAAUCAAAGUCAACAAGGCGCUAACCAAUGUGAAUUUUUCUCGCAAUAAUUGUGGUGACGCCGGUGCUAGAUCUAUUGCUGAUGCAAUCAAAUUCAACAAGACGCUAACCCAUUUGUACUUGCUAGAGAGUGAUAUUAGUGCUGCCGGUGCUACAUAUAUUGCUGAGAAACUCAAAGUCAAUAACACACUAACCGAGUUGGAUUUGUCUGAGAAUCGUAUUAGUGAUACCGGUGCUACAUCUAUUGCUGAGGCAAUUAAGGUGAACAAGACGCUAACCAAUUUGAAUUUGGUUGGCAAUGAUAUUAGUCGAGCCGGUGCUAAAUCUAUUGCUGAGGCAAUCAAAGUCAACAAGACGCUCACCAAUUUGGAUUUAUCUGACAAUCGUAUCAGUGAUGCCGGUGCUACAUCUAUUUCUGAAGCAGUCAAAGUCAACAACACGCUCACCAAUUUGAAUUUGGUUGGCAAUGAUAUUAGUCGAGCCGGUGCUAAAUCUAUUGCUGAGGCAAUCAAAGUGAACACUCUAACCGAUUUGGAUUUGUCUGAGAAUCGGAUUAGUGAUUCCGCUGCUACAUCUAUUGCUGAGGCAAUCAAAGUCAAUAACACUCUAACCGAGUUGGAUUUGUCCGAGAAUGGCAUUAGUGAUACCGGUGCUACAUCUAUUGCUGAGGCAAUCAAAGUCAACAAGACGCUGACCAAUUUGAAUUUGGUUGGCAAUGAUAUUAGUCGAGCCGGUGCUAAAUCUAUUGCUGAGGCAAUCAAAGUCAACAAGACGUUAACCAAUUUGGAUUUGUCUGACAAUCUUAUCAGUGAUGCCGGUGCUACAUCUAUUGCUGAAGCAUUCAAAGUCAACUACACACUAACCAAUUUGAAAUUGUUUCUCAAUGGUAUAAGUAGAGCCGGUGCAACAUCUAUUGCUGAGGCAAUCAAAGUCAACAACACUCUAACCGAGUUGGAUUUGUCUGAGAAUCGUAUCAGGGAUUCCGGUGCUGCAUCUAUUGCUGGGGCAAUCGAAGUCAACAACACUCUAACCGAGUUGAAUUUGUCUGAGAAUAAUAUCAGUUAUUCCGGUGCAAUUUCUAUUGCUAGGGCAAUCAAAGUCAACAACACUCUAACCAAGUUGGAUUUGUCUACGAAUAAUAUUGGCGAUAUCGGUGCUGGAUUUAUUAUUAGUUGUUUGACAAUUGUAUUCGUCGUAAGGUGA